Molecule: messenger RNA, 1623 nt
Organism: Oppia nitens
Lineage: Eukaryota; Metazoa; Arthropoda; Arachnida; Sarcoptiformes; Oppiidae
Product: zinc finger protein 28-like
Exons: 5
Coding region: 74-1552 (492 amino acids)
Biological process (GO): regulation of transcription by RNA polymerase II
Cellular component (GO): nucleus
Molecular function (GO): DNA-binding transcription activator activity, RNA polymerase II-specific; RNA polymerase II cis-regulatory region sequence-specific DNA binding
Source: RefSeq, a predicted model, not a curated record
UUUCAAUGUAUUAAUCGAGUAAUUGAUUUGCAAUUUAUGUUUUCAUUUGUUUUUCAUUGAUUAUUGACAACACAUGACUAAAGAAAUGAAAUCAAAUGAUACAAAUGUUACCAUUGAUGUCAAUGAUGUAUUGGAUCAGCUAAUGAUUGAUAAUAAAACACUUGUCAAACAAAUUAAAUUAUAUGAAAAAGUGGUCAAUAUUUUUAUGGAUAAUCUGAAGACUUGUUGUGAAUGUCAACAUAGAAAUCAAUUGAGAGAUAGUUUAGCACAAUAUGAGACCAGUUUGAAGACAUUUACAUAUAAUAAUCCAUUAAAAUCAGUGGUCAGUGAUUGUGAUUACGAUUGCGAUAACAUUUUGACAACUCUUUGGACGACAUCAUCCAAGACAGUCGUUACCAUUGAUGAUGAAGAAGAAGAAGUGGUGAUUAAUAAUAAUAAUAAUAUUAAUAGUAAUUCACAACAAGAUAUGAACCAAAGUCAUGACAAACCAUACACUAAGACAUAUGUAAAGCAAAGACGACUACUUAGAGAAACUUCACGCACCGCUGAUGUCGGCUUCAAAUGUGUUUCAUGUGAUUAUACUAAUACAAAGUUUGCACACUUUGAGGCACACGUCAAUCGAUAUCAUCUCCGUAUUAAACCGUUUAGGUGUCACCCGUGCGACCAGUUUUUCACGGACUUGGAUGCACUGUUCAAACACAAGAAAGGCCUAAAACAUAUCCAGACAAUCAAUGGUAUCAGCAAUUGUACGGAUCAAGUCAGUCAUGAACAACAGCCGUCCACUACUCUAUCUAAUAGACUUGAGAAACUAAUGGAUAAAAUUCAUCAUCAAAAUGGUGUCAAACAAUCUAUGGAUUGGCGACCGCAACAGUUUGAUGUACCCGAGCGGCCAUACAAUUGUGACAAAUGCGGGAAAUCAUAUGCACACAAACAGACACUUUGCAGACACAAACGUGUCGUCCAUCGAUCAACCAGAAGAUGUCCCCGUUAUGUCAAUAAUUAUAGUAAAGAAAGUCGACAUAAGAAUCAAGAAGUGACAGUUGAUAAUGAUAUACAAAAUGUAGGGACGAGUGCUGAUGAUCUACCAGUGCCUAAAAUACCGGAUAAUGUAUCCUUUAAAUUGGAUAAUGUGUUACACAAACGUUCAUCAAAGAGAUCGGUUACCAAAAAACAACGUUAUUAUUAUUAUUGCGAUUUCGAUGGAUGUCAUUAUAGGACUCAUAUUAAACAAGUUCUCGAUACUCAUAAAAAUAGACAUUUAGGUAUUAAAAAUUUUCAAUGUCUUUGGCCGGGAUGUCAGUUUAGGUCUGUCGACAAACAGGGUGUUGACAAACAUCAUGUCGUACACCGCAACCCACCCGACAAUGAGUCUCAAUCAGAUACCAGAUGUAAACUCAUCACACAAUCAGUUGAUGUAUUAGAAAAACUCCUAAACAGUCAUCACUACAAACGCGACGAACCGGAAGACAACUCAAUCAUAAAUUUUGAAAAUAUUGAAAUAAAAACAGAGAAUAUGGACAUAGAUUUGAUUAAAAAUGACGAAUUUAUUUAAAUUAAUUUUUAUUUACUUUUUUGCUUAUAUUAGACUCUACUGUAAAUGACAAAUAAUUUAUUAUGAUAUUA